This is a messenger RNA of Belonocnema kinseyi, 316 nucleotides long. Its product is annotated as 60S ribosomal protein L39-like. NCBI's taxonomy places the organism in Eukaryota, Metazoa, Arthropoda, Insecta, Hymenoptera, Cynipidae. Gene Ontology annotation, cellular component: ribosome; cytosolic large ribosomal subunit. The record is from RefSeq and is a predicted model, not a curated record. The transcript has 3 exons. Gene Ontology annotation, biological process: translation. Bases 126 to 281 code for a protein of 51 amino acids. Gene Ontology annotation, molecular function: structural constituent of ribosome.
CCUCCAAGUGGCAGAACCAUAGUUUGUUGGAUCAUGCUACUUUUGCUAUAGUUCUAGUUUUGCUAGCUUUUUUUUUUCUUUUCCGGUUGAAAACGCAUCGCAUUGAAGACUCGAGCAACCGAAAAAUGGCGGCCCAUAAGACGCUUAUCAUUAAACGCAAACUGGCGAAGAAAAUACACCAAAAUCGACCCAUCCCGCAGUGGGUUAGAAUGCGUACCGGAAACACUAUCCGGUACAACGCCAAAAGAAGACACUGGCGAAGAACCAAACUAAAGUUAUAAAUAUGUUAUAAAAUAAUAAAGUUCUUCAGCAGUUA